Molecule: messenger RNA, 2014 nt
Organism: Pseudomyrmex gracilis
Lineage: Eukaryota; Metazoa; Arthropoda; Insecta; Hymenoptera; Formicidae
Product: probable serine hydrolase
Exons: 6
Coding region: 510-1481 (323 amino acids)
Source: RefSeq, a predicted model, not a curated record
AUGCAACUGUGACUACAAUACUUUCAAUAAUCACUGUCAACACCAGAAAUCUAUAGUAUAUGUGACGUAAAUUAUUUAUAUCUUAGCAUCGGAUAUAUAAAUAUGCUUAAAUGUUGUCGUCAUGAUUUAAUGAUAAAAUAUGACAAAGACAAAACUAAGGCAUUGACUUUCGAAGUCUUAACUUUGAUAUUGAUCAUCGAUGAUAGCAGAGUAGUACUGUUGAAAUCGAUUUAGCGAUCAUCAAUCGAACGGGUAUACUUAAUCGAGUGAUACAUUUUAUACGUUUUUGUUUUUAAUUCUCUUUUAUGUUCACUAUAUUAUUGAAAAAUAACGCUACACGCAAUAACACCGUAACUGCAAAUUUUUGAAAGUAAAAAAGAGCGAGACGAAGGUGCAAAUAGGUAGAUUGCGCAACUGGUUCCGAAAUUAAGAUAUUCGAAACCUACUCUAAAAGGUAGAUAUAAAUAUUUAUUAAUUGCGGAAGGAAAGAAAAAACUGCUGUGAUUGAAAUGGAGGAUACUUUACCACAAAAAAGAACUGCAGAUGUGUCAAAUGGAUUCAAAAGUCAGGGCUUUCAACCUUUCUUGACAGAUGCAGAUGUCAAAGAGAUUAAGAUACCUGUUAUGGGAGAUUGUGGUCACAUUAGUGGCAAAUGGUGGGGUCCUAGAGACUGUCAACCGAUAGUGGCACUACAUGGUCGUCAAGAUAAUUCAGGAAGUUUUGAUAAAUUAAUGCCGUUGCUGCCCAAUAUCUCUGUUCUUUGUUUGGAUUUACCUGGGCACGGUUUAUCUUCCCAUUAUCUAAAGGGUCAAUUCUAUUAUGUCUAUUGGGACAAUGUCAUAUUUCUUCGUAGAAUUGUUAAAUAUUUCAAAUGGGAGAAGGUAAAAUUGCUCGGGCAUUCACUGGGCGGUGCUAUAGGCUUCUUGUAUGCCGCAUCCUAUCCGGAUGAAGUUGAAUGUCUCAUAAGUCUGGACAUCGUUAGUCCGAGUGUACGAGACGUUAAAACAAUCGCUUCGAAUACUGGCGAAUAUAUCGAUAGAUUUCUGAAAUACGAGACGUUAACUAUGGAAAACAUGCCAACCUACGAAUACGACAAAAUGAUUGAUAUUGUGGAAAAUGCAUAUCAAGGUGGUAUCACGAGGGAGGGAGCGAAAAUAUUAAUGAAGCGUGGUAUGCAACCGCACGAAAACGGCACAUUUUGCUUUUCCCGUGAUGUAAGGUUGAAGGUUGCUCUUUUGGGCAUGAUCUCCAUGGAUUUAGUGCUCGCCUAUGCAUCUCAGAUAAAAUGCGCUUAUCUCAACAUUCGUGCCGUUCCUGGAAUGAAAUUUGAUCAGCCUGAAAAUUAUCAAAAAGUAUUGGACGUUAUAAGACAGUCGUCUAGAAAAUUUGAAUAUCACGAAGUAGAGGGUACGCAUCACGUACAUUUGAACAAACCUGACAAGAUAGCACCUAUAAUUAUUAAUUUUUUAAAUAAUUUUUAAUAAUUUGAUUAUUAGAAUGAAAUGUUAUUUAUAAAAUAAUAUAUUGUUACUUAAAAGUAGAUGUUUUGACGAACAAUCUAAAAUCUAAGCUAAAAGUACCCGGGCAAGUACUUUUAAGUGAAAAUUUAAAUUGGAAAAUACAUUGAAGUGCAUAUGUAGUUUUAUUGUACAUAUGUAGUUUUAUUGUACAUAACUUUAAAAUGUCAUGAACAAAAUAAAAAUUUAUUGAUUUGCGAAUAAAUUUUAAAGUUACAAUAAUAUAGUAGAUUAGAAACAUAUUAAAGUCAGUUAAUAAAUCUUCUGCUGUGUUGUAUGUAAAAUCAAGGUGCUUCAGUGUAACAACAACAAGAAACUGCUGUGAUAAAAGAUAAAUUAUGAUACUUCCGUAAAAUGUUUUUGUUAUACGUCAUAAAAUGCGCUUUUCCGAACGUUUAAUUAUGCUUUUACACUGUAACUAAAUUGAGUUGUUUUGUAUAGUUCGUCUUAUAAAAAAAGAAAAGAAUUGAUAGAAAAUAAAUUAUUUUGCUUCUACA